Messenger RNA from Vicia villosa (hairy vetch), 1184 nucleotides. RefSeq names its product probable carboxylesterase 15. NCBI's taxonomy places the organism in Eukaryota, Viridiplantae, Streptophyta, Magnoliopsida, Fabales, Fabaceae. The record is from RefSeq and is a predicted model, not a curated record. The transcript has a single exon. The coding region runs from base 105 to 1124 and encodes 339 amino acids. Gene Ontology annotation, molecular function: hydrolase activity.
CUAACCGCAACCAUUCUUCUCCAUUAUAUAAGAAUGAAGAUCAUUGAAUGAAUCACACAAACAAUUAAGAAUCAAAGUUUACAUUUCUAACUAAACCCUAUACCAUGGUCCAAGAGAAGAAGCUAGUGGAUGAGGUUUCCGGUUGGCUUAGAAUCUACGACGAUGGCUCGGUGGACCGGACAUGGACCGGACCACCCGAUGUCAAUUUCAUGGUCGAACCGGUUGCUCCCCAUGAAGAAUUCAUCGACGGAGUUGCGACACGGGACGUGACCAUAAACACUACCAACAACGAUAAUUUCAUCCACCGCGCUCGGUUAUAUAUACCGGAGAAAACUCCAAAGGAUAAUGAGAAAUUGCCCAUACUCCUACACUAUCAUGGAGGUGGAUUUUGUAUUAGUGAACCGGAUUGGUUCUUGUACUACCAUGUUUACACUAAGAUCGUUAAGUCUACUCGGUCUAUAUGUGUCUCCCCGUUCCUCAGACAAGCCCCGGAGCAUCGUCUUCCCGCAGCUAUUGAUGACGGGUUUACAACACUCCGGUGGCUUCAAUCUGUGGCCAAGGGAGACGCACGUGAUCCGUGGCUUGAGAGACACGGAAACUUUGACAAAGUUUUUCUCAUAGGAGAUAGCUGCGGAGGAAAUAUAGUCCAUGAAGUAUCACUUAGGGCUAGUUCAGCUGACCUGAGACCAGUUCGACUCGCAGGUGCAAUUUCUAUUCAUCCUGGAUAUGUCCGGUCGGAGCGAAGCCGAUCCGAAAAUGAAAUGCCACAGUCACCAUUGCUAACAUUAGACAUGGUGGACAAGUUCUUGAGUUUAUCAUUACCAAAUGGGAGCAACAAGGAUCAUCCGAUCACAUGCCCGAUGGGCGAGGCGGCGCCGCCUCUUACCGGCUUCAAACUGCCGCCAUUUCUUCUAUGCAUAGCGGGAAAAGACUUGUUGAGAGAUACACAAAUGGAGUAUUACGAAGCCAUGAAGAAGGCCAAGAAAGAAGUGGACCUGUUUGUGAGCAAGGAGAUGACACACUGUUUCUAUCUCAACAAGAUUGCUGUGGAUAUGGACCACGCUGUGAAUGCUGAAAUGAAUGCACUUAUUGGUAGGGUUAUGGACUUUAUUGAGAAGCAUUAAAUUUAGGGUUGGUUUCUUAUGUGGUGUGGGUAGUUUGUUAUGUUUCCGUAUGAAUGUGUU